This is a messenger RNA of Acanthopagrus latus (yellowfin seabream), 1380 nucleotides long. RefSeq names its product homeobox B8a (gene hoxb8a). Gene Ontology annotation, molecular function: RNA polymerase II transcription regulatory region sequence-specific DNA binding; DNA-binding transcription factor activity, RNA polymerase II-specific. Gene Ontology annotation, biological process: regulation of transcription by RNA polymerase II. The transcript has 2 exons. The coding region runs from base 510 to 1355 and encodes 281 amino acids. The record is from RefSeq and is a predicted model, not a curated record. Gene Ontology annotation, cellular component: nucleus. NCBI's taxonomy places the organism in Eukaryota, Metazoa, Chordata, Actinopteri, Spariformes, Sparidae.
AACAACUCAUUUGCAGAGGAGUAAAUCACGGAAAACCCGUUUGAGAGCGCGACAGGGCUCCCGCUUACAGCGCUAACACCGGAAUUGUGAUGCGCACGAGCCCUUCUUCCUCUUCUUCUCCCUCUUUUUCUCCUUCCUCCUCUUUUUCCUCUGCUUCGCUGGAGAUCGUAUGGAAUCGCUGUGAUUGUUGUUAUUGUUGUUGUGGCGGCUGUGGCUCUCACCGCUCUGGCUGGCUGCCGUUAACGUUACUCACACCGCUCGUCCGCUGCGGCCGCGAGGGGAAACACCACAACAACGGUCACCGACACCGGCGGCAGACCUGCCUCGCUCUCUCUCUCUCUCUCUCUCUCCCUCCCCUCCGUGUCUCGGUGUGUGUCGGUGUUUCUCUGCCUCAGCCCGCACGACAGAAGCAGAACAAAAAAAAAAAAAAUAGAGAGCUUCCUCCAGUCCAACUGUGACUCUGCCGAGCCGAACACAAACUGAAACACCAGUAAACAACAUCACAAAAGAUGAGUUCAUAUUUCGUCAACUCGCUCUUCUCCAAAUAUAAAAGCGGGGACUCGUUACGUCCGAACUACUACGAGUGCGGUUUCGCGCAGGACCUGGCCGGCAGCCGGCCCACCGUGGUGUACGGCCCGGGCUCCGGCGCCACCUUUCAACACGCUCCGCAGAUCCAGGACUUCUACCACCACAGCGCCUCCACGCUGCCCAGCAACCCGUACCAGCAGAGCCCCUGCGCGGUCACAUGCCACGGCGAGCCGGGCAACUUCUACGGAUACGACGCCCUGCAGCGACAGACGCUUUUCGGGGCCCAGGACGCGGAUCUGGUCCAGUACAGCGACUGUAAGCUGGGAGGCGCGCCGGGGCUCAGCGGCGAAGACGCGGAGGGAACCGAGCAGAGCCCCUCACCGACGCAGCUCUUCCCCUGGAUGAGGCCGCAAGUAGCUGCGGGCAGGAGGCGGGGCCGGCAGACCUACAGCCGCUACCAGACCCUGGAGCUGGAGAAGGAGUUCCUGUUCAACCCAUAUCUGACCCGGAAGCGCCGCAUCGAGGUGUCGCACGCGCUCGCCCUGACCGAGCGGCAGGUGAAGAUCUGGUUCCAGAACCGGAGGAUGAAGUGGAAGAAGGAGAACAACAAGGACAAGUUCCCCAGCAGCAAGAGCGAGCAGGAGGCGGUGGAGAGGGAGAGGAGGGAGAAGGAGCUGCGGGAUGGCGGCGCAAGCGGAGGCGGAGCGGGAGCAGGAGGCGGAGAGGGCGGCGGAGGAGCCGGCGGAGGAAGCUCGGUGGCGGCCACGGCGGGGUCACAGGCCCCCGUGAGUGAGGAUUGCUACGACAAAACCCACAAGCAGAUGUAGGGAGGAAAGUGUUGAAAUUAAGGAG